UUAUCCAAAACAUCGGUUACACGUUCCCAUCUUCAAAUUCCAUUCCGAACACGAAAAUAAAAAGGAGAACAAAAAAUGUCUUUGACCCAAGAAUCUCUUUUGUCUUUUUUGCUGGAGCGCGGAGGCAAAGUGAAGAACUCUGAGCUGGUGAACCACUUCAGGAGACAGAUCCACGGCGGCGAUCCGGCGGAGAAGCAGCACAACAGGGACCUCUUCAAGAAGUUGGUGAACAGCGUCGCGGUGGUGAAGCAGAUCGACGGGGUGAAGUUUGUGGUCGCGAAGAAGAGGUACCAGGACUUCGUGAAGGAGGCGGCGCGGGAUGGCGCGCAGGGAACGCGGGUGGACGACGGCCCCUCGACCGGGUCCCCGGUUCCUCGACCUCGUCCCGGAGCGGAUUCCACCCCCGUUAAAGUCCUGAAUGUCCCCGCAGAUCAGGCGGGCAGAGCGCGGGCAUCCGGAGCCGUGUUCGCCGUGGUAGCAGUCAAAUCCCCCCCGCGGGACCCCGCGCCAGGUACACAGACCGGGUCACGUCCCCGAGGGCGUCCCGACCUGUGGUCAGACGAACCAAUCACGUCGGUGACCAACGCUUCACCACCACCGGUGCCGACUCGGAACCCCGACCGCCCAGCGUGCAGUAAGGGGUCACCGAGUGACCCUCAGUGUGGGAAAAACCCAACGACAGACACGCAAACCCCAGGUUUGAGGCCACAAAACCGGAGAGAGGAGGCAAAGUACUCGGAGUCAGUGCCCCUGGAGCCGUUGGCCCACGAGUGGUUGGUAAAGUGUGCAGCCGGACUGUGGGGGCAAAUCUAUGGUUUGCUGCUGCAGGACACUCGGUUGGCGCAGAAGAAAGACUUCAUGUCGGGCUUCACGGCGCUGCACUGGGCUGCAAAGAACGGCAACAGCGAGAUGAUACACAAGCUGGUGGACACCCCGAGGAGAAGAGGCACUUAUGUUGACAUCAACAGCAAAGCACACGGGGGGUACACGCCGCUGCACAUCGCGGCCAUGCACGGCCACGGCAAGGUCGCGGCGCUGCUGGUGCAAAGCUAUGGAGCCAACGUGCACGAGAGGGAUCACGACGGCAAGAAGGCCUCCCAUUACCUCGGCGACGCUGCGUCAGCUGAGGUCAGAGCUCUUGUGGGAGGACUGCAGCCCCGCGAGAAGACAGAGUCUGAUGAAGACAGAGAGCACGCGAAGGGCUUCAACACCAUCAGUAAACUGUUCCAGCCUCACAAGAAACAAAAGACAACAGCUAAAUGUGCUCAUGACGGCUUCCCGCUGGUCGGAGCUUCUCUGGCUGCCCCGAAUCCGCUGCACAGCCUGGAGGACUUCACCUACCCGUACGGCAGUAUCUUCUCCCCGCUGCUGAAGGCCCUGGCGGAGCACGGAGGGUCCAGGUGGAACCCCGAACUGAAGAGAAAGAUGAAGCCCGAGCACAAGUACAUGAAUUAUCUGACGCAGGUUUACAAGACGUCCUCCCGAGUGCAGAGGAGUUUGGACGCGGAUCAAAUCUACAACACCGUCCGACUCAUCAAGCCGCGAGAUGAAUGUCUUGCAGAAAGUAAUAAAGGGGACUUCAUGCAGGAUCUUUCCUACAGUCUUGACCAAGUAAGAGGAAAGGAACAGCUUCUGAAGUCUGCCCUGCUGUACAAUUUUGACCGCGCUGCACCUGUCAACUCUGUGUGCUACCUGAGUCUUGGGGAGCCGGAGAACGCGAACCAGUGUCCACUGUGUCCCGAGGUCCGUCACUCUGUGAACUUCACCGUCGGCACAGACUCCACGAGCAGGAGGAACUGGGUGGAGGUCGACGUCACCUUCUUUCUCCGGCCUCUCUUGAAGUUUCAGAAGAAGAAUUUGCGCCUGCUCAUCAACGUCACCUGUCCAGGGGAGCAAAGAGCCAUCGAUGAGGGGCGCAAAGCCCCGCUGAAGUACACCCUGAGGUCCCCUCUCCUACUUCUUUACCUCCACGACACCAGCAGAAUAGCCCACCCGCAGCUCCCAGCCGAUGCCAAAGCGGGCCGAAGGCCAGACACUGUGGCCACCGCGUAUAACGAGCAGAUGGUCAUCAAACAGGAGCAGAGCGUGGGGCGAAAGCGGAGAUGGAAGAGGGAAUCACGAAAGAGCAAGCAAGGCGAUAAAGGUCUGGAUAUCCAGCUGCCGGAGCUUCUUCCGAGCUCUGAAUUUCAGACAAGCGACUGUGCCUUGUAUGAUUUCAGGGUGCGAUUCAGCCAGCUCAAACUGGAUCACUGGAUUGUUUUCCCACCAAAGUACAACCCGAGGUACUGCAGAGGCAUCUGCCCGAGGACCAUAGGCUUCUUCUACGGCUCACCUGUGCAUACCAUGGUGCAAAACAUCAUCUAUGAGAAACUGGACUCGUCUGUGCCCAGGCCCUCGUGCAUUCCCUCCCAUUACAGCCCCCUGAGUGUCAUGAUCUUUGAAGAGGAUGGCUCCUAUGUCUACAAGGAGUUUGAAGACAUGGUGGCCACCAGAUGCACAUGCCGCUAAGCCAAAGAAGUCUGGGCUUUUCAUUUUUCUCUUUUCCUUUUUUUCCCAGGCUGAAUAGAACAUCACCACAAACCUCCUCAACCGUCACCAAAGGUGGGCUCUAUCCAAGUUUUGGAUAGUCUGAACAGGCACAGUGAUUCCAUGAAUAUAUCAAAUUGUUGUUUGUGGAUGAAGUUUGAUCUGGAGCAGGUGUGGUUACUUAAUCAAGUUUGUUUACUUAAACAAAGUAUUUUAUCCUUGUGAAACUAUUUUUUCUUUUUUGUUAAGGUGUGACAAGAAAGGAUGUGAACGGAUCCUAUUCUUUGACUUACUGCAACAUAGUAUUUAAUGUGACGCACUUGAAGAAAGAUUAGUGUAUGAGUUUCUAUUUUAAGUUUAACUCUUAAGUUUAAGUUAUAUUUUUGUUAAUUUAUUUUGCGUCGCUGGUCUUGUCAUUAUUCUAUUAUACAAUUGCUAAGUUUUAGUAGCCCUGUUCUGGACAAGAGAUGAAUAAAAGCGGUCACAAACUCUGGUGACCGCUUGACCUUAGACGUGUCAUUUUCUUCUCUGGGAUUAGAGACAACUGUCUAAAUGGCAGCCGACUACAUGAAGUUGUCAUGGGUUCAGUGUAUUUAUUACUUGUGGUCACUGCGUGACUCAAUAGGUAUAAAUUGAGCACAUACCUAUGAAUUUGUACUGGUUGAAUGUGACUAAAUGCAUUUCACGUCUAUUUAUGCAAAUUGAAUGAAUUCACUGAAAAACUAUAUGUAGACUUGUCUGAGAAGUUGGAAAAUAAAAUAACAUGCAUAAAUGUUUGAAAGUGCAUAAUUAUUUAAAUCAUACAGAUUAUAAAAGACUGAUUUAGACCCACUUUUAACCCCGAUGUCUAGAUAU
Pungitius pungitius (ninespine stickleback) is the source of this 3381-nucleotide messenger RNA. RefSeq lists its product as uncharacterized. Bases 76 to 2508 code for a protein of 810 amino acids. NCBI's taxonomy places the organism in Eukaryota, Metazoa, Chordata, Actinopteri, Perciformes, Gasterosteidae. The record is from RefSeq and is a predicted model, not a curated record. Gene Ontology annotation, molecular function: growth factor activity. The transcript is spliced from 3 exons.